CAUGACAUUCAUGACCGAGUCUUUUCGUUUUCCGGUUCUCGUGUGAGAGAGAGCUAACAGCUGACAGCUACGUUACGAAUGUCUCGAGAGUCGGAGGAUGAGGUCAGGUGUCAUGUCUCUCAAGUUGAGACUCUGUACUUAUAUCCCAUGAUCCCACCACCGUCAGGAAUAAGAAACGAUGAUGAUCGCGCGCGGAGAGUUCAGAGUUUGGAGCGGAGCAGAAGAAACCGAAAGAUUAGUAACAGUGAGGGGGGUGUCCCCCAAGAUGACAGCCACUAAUUAAACAGUGAAUACUUAUCUUGAUUUGUUUAAUAAAUGUUUGGUGUCGCGUAUUCGACAAAGUGAAAACUAUUCAUACACAUACGAUUCAGGACGUAUAUGUGCGUGUGGACACGCGCGUCAAUAUUGAUUAAGUAUAAAGAUUAAUAAUAGAUGCGUGCGUGCAGGCAUAAUCCUUCCCAAACGAAGACGAAAGAAAAGAGUUGAAGAAGAAAAGUUGCAAGUAUGCUUGAAUGCUUGGAUGCAGAAAACAAUAUUUAUAACAAUGAGUAUGACGUCGAUCGAAAUUCAUCCUGAUCAUGAUUGUUCUAUUCCAGUAACGCUGAUGCUGCCAACGGAGCUGACGAGUGUGAAGUUGUUCCCAGGGUCUACAACAGCGGUAUGCGUUUCCUAACUUUGGAUAAGCACGAUGUAGUCGGGCUCGACGUCGAUGACGACGUCGAUGACGACGACGACCAUGCAAGUAGGUAGCCACAAACGUUGGCUAAUGAUAUUGGGCUGUCUUCUCGUGCCCUGCUUGGUGUUGAACUAUUUCAACUCUCCGUUGGAUGCUUCGGACGAAUUAAUCUUGCAGAACAGCAUUGCUGAGCUGCAAGUUAAGCUUGAUAACUUACAUGCCAAGUACAUAUCCUGCCAGGAAGCUAUCCAGCUGCUUACCUAUCAGGUGGGCCAUCUCACUGAUGUGGCGCACAUGCUUCCCGAUGUACAGAUCUUUCUCAACAAUUCCAAUUACAAUGUCAGCAACAUCAAGCUGCCCACAGCUUACAAUUUUCUCCCUCAUUUGCUAGGCCAUCAGAAUUCUCUGCGGCCAAAUCUUAUUCAUAGUAGAGGCAGGUCUGGCAUUAGCAUGAUCCUGGGAGUACCUCAUGUCAGGAGAGAAAAGCAAAAUUACUUGUUAUCUACUUUGAAAGAUCUUAUGGAUAACAUGAACCCUAUUGAGAUCGCAGAUACGCUUAUUGUUGUUUUUAUUGCUGAGACUGACAAUGAUUAUAUCACUUGGGUGUCAAACAAAAUAGUAGAACAGUUUCCCAAUGAGUUGGAGUCGGGAGUUAUCGAAGUGAUUUCGCCUCAUCCAUCGUAUUAUCCCAAUAUUUCCAAAUUGCGGGACACUUUAGGAGACGAUCAUCAGCGCGUAAUGUGGAGAUCAAAACAAAAUUUAGAUUUUGCAUUCCUCAUGUCAUAUGCUCAGACGAAAGGAACAUUUUACAUCCAGUUAGAAGAUGACAUAAGAGCUAAAAAGAAUUUUAUUAGUACAAUGAAAUCUUUUGCUUUACAAAAAGUCAGUAUGAAGCAAAACUGGCUUGUUCUUGAUUUUUGUGAAUUAGGUUUUAUUGGAAAGUUAUUCAAAUCAAUCGACUUACCGUGGUUAGUUCAAUUUUUUAUACUAUUUUACAACGACAAACCUGUUGACUGGCUGAUGGAUCACUUGAUAACUACAAAAAUUUGUGCUCUAGGAAUGGACGAUAAACGUUGUAAACAAGCUAAAGCUGGAUUAUGGUUGAAAUACAAAUCGUCUCUGUUUCAACAUGUCGGAGUUCAUUCUUCACUAAAAGGAAAAGUACAAAAAUUGAAGGAUAAAAAAUUUGGCUUGGUUCAGCUUUAUUACGCUCAUCGAAAUCCGGAAGCAAAAGUUGAAUCUCGAAUCACACCAGUUAAACAUAAUACGUUAUACAAGGCUUACAAAGGUGAUACGUUUUUUUGGGGUUAUUCACCAAAGUCAGGAGAUUAUCUUAGGUUUCAAUUUAUUCAUCCUGUUUUUAUAAAAAGAUAUCUGUUUCGGAGUGGAAAUGCUCAGUAUCCAUCAGAUAAGUUUUAUGACACAACUGUUGAAGUUUUACCACAAGCAAAAAAUUAUAUUGAUAAAAAUCAUAGUAAUGUUACAGAGGAUGGUUAUAUUAUUACGGGUAAAUUCGAUUCCUUUGGGAUCGCCAACGGAACUGUGGAUAAAACAUUAGGAAAAAUUUCUGUGCUUCGACUAACUGUACAUAGCAAAAGUGCCAAUUGGGUAAUUUUAUCUGAAAUAAAAAUUGAAGAAGACCUGUUGGACAAUAUUUGACAUCGCUUACAUCAUGGGUUGAGAUACGCUAAGUAUAUGUUAUACUUAGCUUCAUUUGUACAAACAUCUCAUACUUUUUAUUGUGCCUUUUAUAAGAGCCAACAAACCUUAAGCUUUUUAUAAUUAUGUGCCCUUGUACUUUACUGAGCGGCGUGUUUUACUUUGCUUAGCCAUGCAAAUCAUUUUUACUUAUUACACCUCUCAAGUGUACUAUACUUUUUAGUUGAUUUAAAAAAUCUACUUCAAACUGCAAGUCCUCUCAGUGUUAUAUGCAAACUACGGGAACAAUGCAAUUGGUCUGAAAGUCCAAUGAACCCUUAAAUUUUGUGAUAAUUAUAAAAAAUCUAUAUAGUAUAUGUGCAAAGAAUGCGCCUCAAAAUGUACUGUUUUAUUUAAUGUUUUUAAAUAUAUACAUAUAUAUACAUA
Messenger RNA from Copidosoma floridanum, 2761 nucleotides. It is a transcript of the gene Mgat4a, whose product is annotated as alpha-1,3-mannosyl-glycoprotein 4-beta-N-acetylglucosaminyltransferase a. Gene Ontology annotation, biological process: protein N-linked glycosylation. Gene Ontology annotation, cellular component: Golgi stack; endoplasmic reticulum; endoplasmic reticulum-Golgi intermediate compartment. The record is from RefSeq and is a predicted model, not a curated record. Gene Ontology annotation, molecular function: acetylglucosaminyltransferase activity. NCBI's taxonomy places the organism in Eukaryota, Metazoa, Arthropoda, Insecta, Hymenoptera, Encyrtidae.